Molecule: messenger RNA, 1523 nt
Organism: Miniopterus natalensis
Lineage: Eukaryota; Metazoa; Chordata; Mammalia; Chiroptera; Miniopteridae
Gene: DDX39A
Product: DExD-box helicase 39A
Molecular function (GO): nucleic acid binding; RNA helicase activity; ATP binding
Source: RefSeq, a predicted model, not a curated record
GAGCACGCGGAGGCGAACGGGGAACUCAGGUGAGCGGCAGGUUCUGGGCGCGGUGCCGCGGUGCGGAGACGUCGGACCUGCUGCAUUAUGGCAGAACAGGAUGUGGAAAACGAGCUUCUGGAUUAUGAGGAAGAUGAAGAGCCCCAGGCUCCUGCAGAGAGCACCCCAGCGCCCCCCAAGAAAGAUGUCAAGGGGUCCUACGUUUCCAUCCACAGCUCUGGCUUCCGAGACUUUCUGCUGAAGCCUGAGCUCCUCAGGGCCAUAGUGGACUGUGGCUUUGAGCAUCCAUCUGAGGUUCAGCACGAGUGUAUACCCCAAGCCAUCUUGGGCAUGGAUGUCCUGUGCCAGGCCAAGUCUGGAAUGGGCAAGACGGCGGUCUUCGUGCUGGCCACUCUACAGCAGAUUGAGCCGGUCAAUGGACAGGUAACGGUCCUGGUCAUGUGCCACACUCGGGAGCUGGCCUUUCAGAUCAGCAAGGAGUAUGAGCGCUUCUCCAAGUACAUGCCCAGUGUCAAGGUAUCUGUGUUCUUCGGGGGCCUUUCCAUCAAGAAGGACGAAGAGGUGUUGAAGAAGAACUGUCCCCAUGUCGUGGUGGGGACUCCAGGACGCAUCUUGGCACUUGUGCGGAACAGGAGCCUCAACCUGAGAAAUGUGAAGCACUUCGUGCUGGAUGAGUGUGACAAGAUGCUGGAGCAGCUGGACAUGCGGCGGGACGUACAGGAGAUCUUCCGCCUGACGCCCCACGAGAAGCAGUGCAUGAUGUUCAGCGCCACCCUGAGCAAAGAGAUCCGGCCUGUCUGCAGGAAGUUCAUGCAAGACCCCAUGGAGGUGUUUGUGGACGACGAGACCAAGCUCACGCUGCAUGGACUGCAGCAGUACUAUGUCAAACUCAAAGACAGCGAAAAGAACCGCAAACUCUUCGAUCUCCUGGAUGUCCUAGAGUUUAAUCAGGUGGUGAUCUUCGUGAAAUCAGUGCAGCGCUGCAUGGCCCUAGCCCAGCUGCUUGUGGAGCAGAACUUUCCAGCCAUUGCCAUUCACAGGGGCAUGGCCCAAGAGGAGCGCCUGUCACGCUAUCAGCAGUUCAAGGACUUUCAGCGGCGGAUCCUGGUGGCCACCAAUCUGUUUGGCCGAGGGAUGGACAUUGAGCGAGUCAACAUCGUUUUCAAUUAUGACAUGCCUGAGGACUCGGACACCUACCUCCACCGGGUGGCCCGUGCGGGUCGCUUUGGCACCAAAGGCUUGGCUAUCACUUUUGUGUCUGAUGAGAAUGAUGCCAAAAUCCUCAAUGAUGUUCAGGACAGGUUUGAAGUAAAUGUGGCAGAGCUUCCUGAAGAAAUUGACAUCUCCACAUACAUUGAGCAGAGCCGGUAACCACACAUCUGAUAUCCCAGAGGCACCCUGCUUCCCACGUGCUGCUUCAAGGCCUCUUUCUAGGUGACAGUGGGGCUUUCUUUUUACUGUUUAAAAGCUGUAGAUUUGUGUAAGAAUAAAUUUUUAUUAUGGAAGCCUGGCUCCCACCCAUC